UUUUAUUAGAUUGGCCAUUUUUUGCUUUAACAAAAACAGCGCCAACGAAUUUGGAUCGAAUUCCAUUCUUAUAUUAAUCACCAUCACUGCCUCUUUAUCCUCAUCUCUUGCAUUCAUCACCUCUGCGUUUCAAAUUUCAGUGAAAACAUAUUUUCAGAUUCCGGUUGGAAGUAGGAUAAUCAUGGAUCGGCUUCAAACAUCUGCCCGUCUCAUGAUAGUUUCAGAUCUUGAUCAUACAAUGGUUGAUCAUCAUGAUCCGGAGAAUCUUUCUCUGCUUAGGUUUAAUGCCUUGUGGGAAGCAUAUUAUCGUCAUGAUUCAUUGCUAGUUUUCUCGACGGGAAGGUCACCAACACUGUACAAACAGUUGAGGAAGGAGAAACCCAUGAUAACGCCAGAUAUAACUAUAAUGUCUGUUGGAACUGAGAUAACCUAUGGUACCUCAAUGGUCCCAGAUGAUGGCUGGGUUGAAUAUCUGAAUCAGAAGUGGGAUAAGAACAUAGUUAGGGAGGAAACAAGAAAGUUUCCUGAACUUACUCUUCAGGCAGAGACAGAGCAACGGGCACAUAAGGUCAGUUUUUAUGUAGAAAAAGAUAAAGCUCAGGCUGUGACGAAGGCUCUUGCCGAGGCUUUGGAGAAGCGUGGGUUGGAUGUCAAAAUAAUCUACAGUGGAGGAAUUGAUUUGGAUAUAUUACCUCAAGGUGCCGGCAAAGGACAAGCUCUUGCCUAUUUACACAAGAAAUUUACAGCUGAAGGAAAAUUGCCCACUAAUACACUUGUUUGUGGUGAUUCCGGAAAUGAUGCUGAGCUCUUUAGCAUCCCAGAUGUACAUGGGGUCAUGGUUAAGAACGCUCAAGAAGAAUUACUGCACUGGCACGCUGAAAAUGCUAAAGACAAUCCUAAAAUUAUUCAUGCAACAAAGGAAUGUGCUGCUGGAAUCAUUGAAGCUAUUGGUUAUUUUAAUCUAGGACCAAAUGUGUCUCCCAGAGAUGUUGCUGACACGUUGGAGUGUAAAAUGGACUGCAUGAACCCUGGUCUUGAAACAGUCAAAUAUUUCUUGUUCUAUGAGAGAUGGUUGCGUGCAGAAAUCGAUCGAUCUGACUUGUAUAUUGCAAAUCUGAAGGCAAAUUGUCAUCCAACUGGUAUCUUUAUGCACCCAUCUGGUGUUGAAAUUCUUCUUACCGACAGCCUAAGUGAAUUGAGCAAACACUAUGGUGACAAACAGGAAAAGAAAUUUCGUGUUUGGGUAGAUAGAGUAUCAUCUAUACAACUCGAUUCAGACACAUGGCUAGUGAAGUACAACAAGUGGGAAUCACUAGGUGAAGAACGAAAAGGUUGUAUGGCAACUGCCAUAGUAAGCUCGAAGGGUGGCAAUGGGUCAACAUUGAUUCAUGCUCAUCAGACAUGGUUGGAAGGUUCAGAAGGGAAGGAUGGUCCAUCUUCUUGGAUUCUCUAAAUGCCAUAAAUAUUUUAUCCUAUUCAAAAUAAAUAUUGGAUCAUGUGAUUUUGUAUGUCCAAUUGUAAUUCAUACAUGUUUGUCUCUGAGGGGUGGUUUAGCCAUUGUCAAUACUCUUUAAUAAAAUAUAUAGCAGAGAUCCAAAUUCUGGGCUUUAUUCUAUAAA
Messenger RNA from Cannabis sativa, 1619 nucleotides. Its product is annotated as sucrose-phosphatase 1. NCBI's taxonomy places the organism in Eukaryota, Viridiplantae, Streptophyta, Magnoliopsida, Rosales, Cannabaceae. Gene Ontology annotation, molecular function: magnesium ion binding; sucrose-phosphate phosphatase activity. Gene Ontology annotation, biological process: sucrose biosynthetic process. Bases 182 to 1453 code for a protein of 423 amino acids. The transcript is spliced from 9 exons. The record is from RefSeq and is a predicted model, not a curated record.